Messenger RNA from Uloborus diversus, 785 nucleotides. RefSeq lists its product as uncharacterized. NCBI's taxonomy places the organism in Eukaryota, Metazoa, Arthropoda, Arachnida, Araneae, Uloboridae. The transcript is spliced from 3 exons. Bases 107 to 751 code for a protein of 214 amino acids. The record is from RefSeq and is a predicted model, not a curated record.
UCUAAGAAUUGUUAUCAGUAAGAAACAUAUAUAAGUUGCAAUUCGGUUGCAAAUCUUACUUGAAAUAAUUUCAACUCCUUGACGAGUAUCCAAUCCAAGUUGAAAAAUGUUUCAACACAUCUUCCUCAUUGCCUGUUUAGCUGUUUCUGCUCUAGCCUCCCGCUCUGCAAACCAGUACAUCGAAAAUGUGAUACAAACUUCCCUCCCAAAUGAAGUUCGAGCUCUUGGCUUAGAUCCGGCUCCUUUGGUAAACUUCAAUGUGCAGUUCGGACCACAAACUGUAUAUGGAUCUCAAGGUCAGGCGAAUUUCACCCAAGGAAAUGUUACUGGCUUAACAAGAGUUCAACGAGCUUCUGAAUGUAGUGGACCCACCAACUUCCGGGGAGAAAUCACUAUCAACUGUACUCUUAGCUUAUUUCCAGUUACCACUGGCCACAAAGUGUGGAUCCGUAACGGCACCAACACAUUUGUUUCUAGAAGCGUCGGCAACGUAGACAAGACUUUAGUGCAUGUGGUAAUUGCUGGAUAUCCUCAGAACUACGUUGGUUCUGUAAAAUCAUUUACGAUUACUCGUCUUGGGCAAGUCAGACCAUCUUUCGUAAAUUUCCCAGCACCCCUCAACAAAUAUUUAAAAGUUCUUAAAGAUGUUUAUCAGUCUCAAGUUACAUCACAACUAUACAAUAUUGUUCAACAGCGGUUUGUAUAUGCUUUAGGCAGAGCUAUUGCUAACAAGCCGAUGCCUAGACAAUAAUUUGUUACCCCAAUAAAGUUCUUUUGUUAAAUCA